UUUCUCUCCUCCCCCAACUCUUCUUCUUCUUCUUCUUCUUCUUCUUCUUCUUAUACUGCAAAUUAAUACAGAGCUUCUGAAAAUGAGGGAAACUCCUGGAGCGCUUAUUGUGGCUGUUUUUGCAUGGCUGGUUUGUUGUGAUGGAUACUUCAUGUUUGUGAGGGCGAAUGAACAUAACUACAGGGAGGCAUUGACGAAGUCUUUGCUGUUCUUGGAGGCUCAGCGUUCAGGGAAGCUUGUGAGGACAAGGAUCCCGUGGAGGGGAGACUCUGCCAUGGAAGAUGGCAAGUUUGCUAAUUUAGAUCUUACAGGCGGAUAUUAUGAUGCGGGGGACAACGUGAAGUUCGGCUUGCCGAUGGCGUUCACAGUAACCACUUUAGCUUGGGCAGCCCUCGCCUACAACAAUCAGCUCCAAGCUGCUGGUGAGCUUAUAAAUAUUCAAGCUGCCAUUCGCUGGGGAACAGAUUACUUUCUCAAAACUGCCGCACGUAAAAAUACACUCUGGGUUCAGGUGGGCGAUCCAGUUGCCGAUCACGAAUGUUGGGUGAGGCCAGAAAACAUGGAAACACCAAGAACACUUUACAAGAUUGAUCAGAGCACACCUGGAACCGAGAUUGCAGCCGAAACAGCAGCGGCCAUGGCGGCAUCCUCCAUUGUUUUCAGAAAAACUGACCGCCCUUAUGCCCGUCGCCUUCUCAAUAAAGCCAAAUUGCUGUUUGAGUUUGCUAGGAACUACAAGGGAACUUAUGAUGGGGAAUGUCCUUUCUACUGCUCCUAUUCUGGUUAUAAUGAUGAGUUGUUGUGGGCUGCUUCAUGGUUGUACAUAGCAACGAGGAGAGAUGUGUACUUCAAAUACAUUACAGAGGAAGCUAUUACAGCAAAUGUUGCAGAAUUCGGCUGGGAUCUUAAGUAUGCUGGGGCCCAAGUUCUCCUGGCCGGGAUGAACAUUUACGAAGGAGGAGGUGAACAGAAUUUCAAGGUUCAAGCAGACUACUUUGUGUGCUCGAUCAUCCCCGACAGCCCCUUCCGCCAAGUGUAUAUUUCGCCAGGCGGUCUUAUUCAUAUUCGGGAUGGUGCCAAUACACAAUAUGUCACUGGCACAGCCUUCUUAUUCAGCAUUUAUGGUGAUAUACUCGCAAGAAAUCACCAAACAGUCAAAUGUGGGAACCAGGAGAUUCAACCCUCUCGCUUAUGGCAAUUUGCCAAGCAACAGAUGGACUAUAUACUAGGCAGCAAUCCUCUUGGAAGAUCUUAUAUGGUUGGUUUCGGUGACAAGUCUCCAACGCAGGCCCAUCACAGAGGAUCUUCAGUUCCGGUUCUCCCAAAUGGCCAGAGAGUGAACUGCGGGAUGAGCUUCGUGCAGUGGCUCAACAAAGACCAACCAAACCCUAACGAGCUCACCGGAGCUAUAGUCGGCGGCCCCGACCGCUACGAUAACUUCAACGACAAGCGAUGGAACUCGGCCAUGCUUGAACCAUGCACCUAUAUUAAUUCCCUCGCCGUUGGAGCCCUAGCGAAGCUGGCGGUUGGCAGUUAAUUAGUGAGAGAUUGGCCUCUUCUAUCAAUCUUAAUUAAUCUUAAUUAUCAUUAAUUAGAUAUAACACACCUGUAUUAUUGGCGGCUUUUGCAGUUAAU
Phalaenopsis equestris is the source of this 1635-nucleotide messenger RNA. Its product is annotated as endoglucanase 8. Gene Ontology annotation, biological process: carbohydrate metabolic process. The record is from RefSeq and is a predicted model, not a curated record. Gene Ontology annotation, molecular function: hydrolase activity, hydrolyzing O-glycosyl compounds. Bases 83 to 1537 code for a protein of 484 amino acids. The transcript is spliced from 8 exons. Lineage: Eukaryota; Viridiplantae; Streptophyta; Magnoliopsida; Asparagales; Orchidaceae.